GGCCCCCAGGCCCCCUCCUCCCCUUGCCUAAUAGUAGUUACGCCCCUGGCGAUAUAUCAAUUAGAUUAAACUAAAGAAAGUCCAUGAAUGUUGCAGGGAGGGGGAGGGUUCUGUUACCUGGGAGACCCCAGUUACCACAAACCAGACAGACAAGGAUGGUUGAAGGAAGCAAUAGUCACCAUUUAUGGAACCCAAACCAGCGCUGGUGGCUUUUUCCGGUGCCUCGCGGCCUACCAGGAAAAACGCGCCAAAUACCCAGUGCCUUGGGGUUUUAUACCUUGGCAUUGUUACACAGCUGGGCGUCCCCCAUUCAGCCCGAGGGACCAAUUGAUUCAUGACAUUUACACAUGUGUUUGCCUUGAGGCGGGACUUUGCCCUAAGUUUCGGUUCUUCAGCAGACAGACAAGCAGCUUAAGAGAAGACACAUCCACAUUCCAAGAAACAGAACAGUUACAGUUGGGAAUAAGCCGAUCAUUCGACCCCUAUGCUAAUGAAGUUUGCAACACCCGGACCCUCUUCCCCCACCCUGUCUGUCCUUGGCAGAUAAGAGACUCCACAGUUUCAGCAGUAGAGAACAAGGAGGAAUUUUCCAUCUCACAUCUCCCCCCUCAAGAGCCCAUUUCAGGGCUCUUCCUUUACAGGCAGACUGGAGUACAUUGCCAUUAUGUGUGGGGCAGCUUCUUUCCUGACUAUAGCAGAGACAGCAGAUUCUAUUAUUCUAGUUAAACAAGGGAUCACACAGGGUAACAUAAGCAAGAUAAUCACAAUGACAAUGAAGACAAUAAACCAUGAUUUUAACCAGGCAAGGUCGGGCAGCCAACUUGUGAGCCACUGCCACAUCCCCCAUUCGGAGGCGGGCUGACCGAUGCUAUGAAAGACUUGGAUGGACUCUUUCAACUUUGCCGCCUCUUGAUCAAUUUUGCCUUGGAGAAGUGGCGCCGAAGGGUUGCUCUCCCACGACGUGAGAAAGGGACCCCCCAAGCAACCACCGAUGAGCAGACAGAUAAGCAAAUUAAGAGAAGACACAUCCACAUUCCAAGAAACAGAACAGUUACAGUUGGGAAUAAGCCGAUCAUUCGACGCCUAUGCUAAUGAGUGACUUCCAGCCACAGGAGAUUAACGAACAGCGCUCCGUGACCGAAACCAGCAAAUGGUCACUGAAGUCAAUCUCGGACGGCUCCAGGAUCCAGCAUGUCAACAGUGGGAACGGGAUCCUGGAUGAAGCGGUUGCCAGCAGUUCCCAGAGGAGUGUCUUCACGGUUGAGGACGAUGGGUGGUUCCUGCAGACCAUUGCCACCACAUGGUCUUGUGAGGGUGCCGACAUCGAAGAGGCCGAGAUCCCAGAGGUCAACCCAAGGGAUCAGGAGCUGGACGUGGAGAGUUUCAUCAGUUCCCAGAGCGUCCAGAGGCCAAGCACCGUGCAGAGGAGGCUGCACAACACUGCUGCUGACGAAGAACCAUCCCUUGGAGAGAGUUCUUCCUUCCCGGGGGCCGAGACUCCGCAAGCCAGCGUGGAGGACGAGGGGUCGGAAGGGGACGGUGACACCAGUUCCCCCAGAGUCCCAAAGCCAAAGAAGUGGCUAAUCAAGAGGCUGCUGAACACUGAAGUGGUGGAAGACUCGUCCUCGGCAGAGUGCUCCUCUACGGACGAGGAUGACACCAUGUAUGAGGUGAGCAGCAUCGAGGACGAGGUGUGGGACUCUCCACCGGCCCCCGGUUCAGCCAGGAACAUCGGCGGCGGUGAAGAAGGAAGAGGACAGCUGGCCCCAGACUGGUUCUCCUCGGUCCAUCUGGGAGAGGGGAGAGCAACAAAGAAGAUCGGGGACGUCAUCCGGUGCAUGGAGUAUGCCAGUGAGGUGGAGGAGAGGUUCCCCGAACUCCUGGUGGGCCUGGUGAACAAGAUCCUCACCGGCCUGCAGAACACCACCGAGGGAGUGGGGAACCGGGAGAGCCAAGACCUGCCUCCUGCGGAGACCUCGCAGAUUGUCCGGACCCUGCUGGAGAGGGUGGCACAGGUGACCCCAGAGAAGACCUGCUGGGAAUCCCUGUGCUCUCCGCAGAGCUGCCUCCGGGGUGUGGCCCUCUUGGUGAGGGCUCUCCUACAGACACCAUCCUCCACAGUGGCCAGGCUGAAGGCAUACCUGGCUUCCCUCUUCAGCCUGGACAAAGAUCCAGAACAGCAUUCCCUCGCAGAGGUGGCCUUCUUUGUGGAGCUGCUCCUGAAAGACAAAGACUUCGCCGCCUUGGAGAAGACUUGGACGCUCCUGGUAGCGUGGCUAGUCCACCCCAGCCAGAACAUCCGCUACCUGAGCGAAAGGGGACUUCUCCAAAUGUAUGGAAAGCUGAAGGCGGCAAAGAAACCCCAGGAUUUUAGUGCCGGGAUCCUGGGAGGGCUCAGGACCUCCAGUCUGGAAGCCACUUUGGGGGUCCUGGCCUUCAUGGAGCGGCUGAGGCACUGCCCAUCGGAACAUCAGGCCACCGUGAAUGCUGCCCUGGCUGCCCUGUGCCGCCCUCUCUUCCACCACGAGGAGGCUAAGAUCCGAAGGGCAGCCAUGAAGACCCAUCUGGAUCUCCUGCAGCACCGCCACCACCAUCAUGAGGGUACAGAAGAGAACAUCACGACCCUCAUCGCGGUGCUGAUGCACGUGGAGGAUGAGGACCUGGAGGUAGCACAGGCUGCAAAGGACAAUCUGAGCCUCCUGGCAGAAGCCCUCCUAUGGCACCUGGAGGGCAGGCUGCUGGCGCGGGACUCUUACAGCCUGCAGGAGCUGCUGCACAAGAUCGCCAAGCGUCUGAUUCGGCAGCUCGGCACAGAGGACGCCGUGGAGAUGGAGGCCACCAAGAUCCUGGGCUUCUUCCGCAGCGAGCAGCCUUCAGUGAGGAGAACAGCUGCCCUGCUGAUCGGUCACCUGGUCCACAAAAAGGGCAGCAUCCUCACUGAAGGGAACAUAGAGACCUUCCAUGCUGCGCUGGAGAGCUUGCUUGGCGACCAUGACCCCGAGGUCGGGAGAGUUGCCUGCAAGACGGAGAAGAUCGUGAAGAAGGCCUUUUCCCUCCACUCCCGGCAUGGGUUGCGGGCUGCCGUUCGGCGCUUGUGGGCAGGCUGUAAGAAGAAGAGACACCCGCCAGAGUACGGUGAUCUCUCCACCUGACCGACUGGAACAACAGCCCCGUGCUCUCCCCUGGAAGAUCAGCAGCUGAAGGGAGACUGAAGAAAGACCAUGCAGCGCAGUGGAUGCGGACCAGCCAGAAGACCUCCUCCAACCCCGUGGAUAGAAAGAGCUGUCCACAAGACGGCAGCAGGGAAGUGCAGUUCUGUCUGAGGAGUGAGGGGGAAGCAGGCUCCACUCCCCUGGCCCAAGGAAGCCCCGCCUCUGGGGUGCAGAAGCCCCUCCCCUUGCCUCUGCUGCAGGCUGUGGGAGGAGGCUACAGGACCACCCUGCCCCCAAGUGGCCCUUGGGAACCAUUCUUGGGCUCUCCUUGGGUCCGGGGAGGCUGUGUGGCCCCAGCAGGAGGGCAAGGUCACCGCCUCCCUCCAUUUCCACCAGCUGGCCGGGGAGCGCCCCCUCCUCCUUCCACCUUUCUCCCCUUCCCCAGCGGCCUGGCUUCCCCUGGCAGGGGAAGCACCAUCCAGGCAUCCGCCCCCUCCCCUGCCGAGGGUGUGCUCCUCCCCCCUCCCCUCCCGCAGCCACGCCUCCCUCCCCCCUCCGCUCCCUCCUCCCCCCUCCCAAACCGGGGCAGCAGCAGAGGAGCCCGGGAGACUCUGGGGGCCCCCUGCAGCCCCAGUCGCGCCCCCUGGUGCUGCCCGGUGGCAGGCCAGAGAACCCUCCUCUCCCUCCCGCUCCCUGCUGUGUAGCACCUGAUGAGGCGUCCAGCGGCAGGCCUCCCCUCCCAGGCCUCCCCAAGUCUGGGGCGCAUCCCCUCCCCUCCCCUCCCCUCCCUGUUAUACCAAAGGGGCUCCUCCUUCUCCACCCCAGAGGGGAGGGGGCAAGGGAGGCAUCAGCCACCAGGUCUGCCGAGGAGGCCGAGGGAGGGUGCUUGGGCCAGGCUGGACAAUGCCUCGACCUCCCGCUUCCUCACUCACCCCUGCUCCCUUCCAUCUGCUCUGGGCAAGCGAGGAGCCCCUCUUGCUCCAGCAGGCAGGGGGGAGUGAGCAGAAGAUCCUCUUUGGAGCGGGGCGGGAGGUGUGGCCAUGACACCGUCCCUUGCUGCACAGUGGGGAGCUGAGGUCAAGCAGAAUUCUCUGGCUUGCCCCCCCAUCAACCCCCACCCCACUGCCCGAUCCCCGCUUGCUGGGCUGCCGGAGCGGAAAGGGAGGAGGAGCAGGGCAACCCCACUGAUGCUGCUUUGUGCUUCUUGCAGGCAUGUGCUGCUGCUGGGCGGCUGGAGGAGUCAGUCGAUCCGCCCCAGAAGAGGAGACCAAGUGAACGUGCCUGCAAGGAGCGGGGUGGGGGUGGGGUGGGGGACUGGCUGGGACUCCCCCCAAUUUUGUUUGCCCUCCCAUUGCCUUGGUGACCCUGGGCUUCCUUCCUUCCCUCCCUCCCCCUCCCUCCCAGGGGCAGAAUGGGCUUUGCUGGUCGCCCUGUUGGGGGCCGAGUAGGAAUUUUUGGCUUUCCAACAGAUUGGCCGAGAUGGGAAGUUUUUUUGCCUACUCCAUUCUGCCCUGUUUUGUUUCCUUUAGUUAGAAAGUUAAGUGACGACUUGUGGCCUAAUUGAGUAUCUUAAUAAAGUUGCCACUUUUGUUAGCA
Hemicordylus capensis (graceful crag lizard) is the source of this 4748-nucleotide messenger RNA. RefSeq lists its product as uncharacterized. Lineage: Eukaryota; Metazoa; Chordata; Lepidosauria; Squamata; Cordylidae. Gene Ontology annotation, cellular component: cytoplasm. Bases 1086 to 3152 code for a protein of 688 amino acids. The record is from RefSeq and is a predicted model, not a curated record. The transcript is spliced from 23 exons.